AUGACCAAGUCCAGUUUUCUCACUUACAAUAAAGGAUCAGCAUAGUAUCUGGACAUAUCUGAAGAAAACAAUAAAAAUAAGGUUUAGUCCCAGAAUUCAUAUUAUACCAAAGUAGUACAUGCUAUCCAGCAAGCGAAGGACAAAAUUGAAAGAAUUUAAAUUCAAGAUUAGGAUUAUUUAGGUAUCAGAGAAUCAUUUAUAGAAAAUGAAAGUGAGAUGCAUGUGACUUAGUCUCAGCUUCCCAAUCUCCUUUCAAACUAUCAGAUUAACCCUUAAAAUCUCAAAUUAUUAUACCCCAAAGAAAACGAUGAAGAGUUUAGCAAAAGAAUUCUAAAAAAGGCUUCAUUAAAUUAAGACUUUAAAGAAGUCGAGUUAGAUUUUGUAGAAGAUGAGGAUGAUUAGGCUGAAAAAUACCUCUAUAAGAUGAUCACGCUCAAAUAGGAGAGAACCCAAUCAUUAAAAAAUAAGAAUAAACUCAAUAAGGAGGAAAUAAAAUGCAAAGAAAAUAAUGUGCAAGAAAUUGAGGAGGAUGAAAAACAGGAUAAAUACUAUAAUUUAAAUGAAAACUAGGAUCAGCAAGAUAUUUCUGAAGAAUAAGCGAUUAACUAGCAUUUAAGCAAUCAAAAGUUGAAUUUCAGCGAUGCUAAUGAUAGUGCUUUAGUUCUUAAGUAAUUUUACAGUCAACCUCGAUACAUGGCAGAAGAUUAAGUGAAUAGCACAAUCUAAUAGACUUAUUAGCCAUUAGAUCACAAUGAAGAUAUUUAUUAAUCAUAAUUAGCAACACCACUGAGUGGGGUGAUUCCUGAGAAGAAAAAUAAAAAGAGAAGAGUUACUAUCUGUGUUAAGAAAAAUAACAAUUAGUCUCCUCAUAACGAGCAUAAUGGCUUAAAAAAGAGAUCUACAAAUAAGAAAAAAUCUGCUGCUAAAAAUGGAGAGUUAUUAAAGGCUAAUUUAAUUAAGAUUGGUAAUGAUGUGACUAAUGGAGGAGGGAAUUCAGGCAAUCACAAAAUGACUGGUUCAAAUAAAUCUGUUGAUGAGGCGUUUACUUUAGUCAUAUCUAAAACAAAGAGUUAGAUUAAUAAUAAACUUGAAGAUAUAACUAGAGUUAAGAUAAGAUAAAACAAGUCUUUUUUAAAUAAAUUGAGGAAGAUAUAGUAGUACAAUGAAUUGGUACUUGCUGACAAACAAUUUAAGCAAGUCUAUGCUGAAAACCUUAAUGCAGCAAUUUUCACUUUUCCUAAAUUCAAAAGAAAUUAUUCUAAAAACUAUUCCAAAAUUUAGCAAUCCUAUGCAAAAAGUUCUAAAAAAAAAAAGACAAUUGUCUUUGACAUUGAUGAAACAUUGGUAUUUGCUGCACAUAACUCAAAUGAAAUGCCAUCAUCCUCAAUAGAUGCCACUAUUAAGAUAAAAGUUAAUAGAUUUGGAGGAACUCAAAAAGCGUAUUUAUCAUUCAGACCUUAUGUAUUUGAAAUGCUUGAGGAUUUAUUCCCGGACUUUGAACUAAUUCUUUACACCUGUGGCACUCAAUCAUAUGCUGCUGCAUUUUCAGAGUGUGUUCAUAAAUGGUAUUAAGAAAAAUAUCCUGAAGGCCACUCAAGUAUAGUACCUAACUUCUGUUUCUUUGAUCACAUUUUAUCUCUAUAAUAAUGCCUAUAUUCAGUUGAAAAUGAUCUUUAUAUUAAGGACUUAAAAAUAUUGGAAAAUGGAAGAGAUCUCUGUGAUAUUGUUAUAGUCGAUAACAAUAUCUAGAGUUUUUAUCUUCAAUUGACUAAUGGGAUACCAAUUUAUGACUAUGAAGGUGAUAAGACUGAUAAUGUACUUAUCAACUUAACUGCAUAUCUAAGGUAGUUUAAAAGCACAGACGAUGUUAGGAUAAAAAUAAAUAAAGACUUUCAAAUCAUGCAUUUUCUAGAAGAAAAGGGUGUAUUAGACCAGGUUGAUCUUUGA
Molecule: messenger RNA, 1947 nt
Organism: Stylonychia lemnae
Lineage: Eukaryota; Ciliophora; Spirotrichea; Sporadotrichida; Oxytrichidae
Source: the annotation of a GenBank genome assembly